GUAUUUUGCGACAAAUUUUAAGAGCAACCAUAGUAACCAUGUAAUUUCCUGAAAUCAACGCGGUUUCACGUAAAUUCUCAGACGCUCACCAUUGAUACUUAAUUCUAUGAAAUCUUAUUAAAUUCAAUGAUUCGUCGCUUCAGUAACCGGAAUUUACAUUGAGUCACCCCAGCACUGUCAGCACAACGUCACUGCCUAGCGAUUUUCCAGACACGGAAGAUCUAACGAAAUGCUCUCAUGGAGGACAGCAACGCUGUUCCUUCUCAGCAUUUUAGUGUUGGAAACCUCAAUUUUGAUUCAUGUUUUCUUCAACACCGAUUCCACGGUUAUUGAGGGCGAACUUUCAACUGAAACAUUGUCGCUGUUUAAACUGUGCGACACGAAUGCUGAUGGUGUGAUUGAUGUCUCAGAGUUCGAACCAAUUCAACGAAGAAUUAGCGAAUCCUUAAGUCUUCAACUUGAACUGAAUGACUCAAUUAUACCAUAUGAUGAUAUUGAAAUAAACUUCGAAAACAUUCGAAUCACAGAUGGUGAAACAUUGGACAUAAAAGCAGAGUUUGAGCCGCUAGUUUUGGAUUCUAUGACAAAGUUCAAAGAAGAGCAAGAAUUAAUGGUGGACAUGCAAGCAUUGACUGGAUUGCAAAGAUGGCUGACUGUAUCAAGGAAAGAGGCUGAAUUUGCAGUGGAAAAAUUCAAAUGUUUUCUACCAAGAAGAAAGCACUAUGAUUUGGGUGAAGCAUGGACCUUUAUUGUACCUGAUGUGUCUCGUCGUACUGCACCUCACCUCUCUAAUCGAUAUGCCUAUCCAGGCAUCAAUGGUGAUCACCUGACCAUUCAAUGUCUCCUGCAGAUGUUCCACCCCAUGGUUUUUUUGUACUCUCGAUUUCCGCCACAGGGAGGGGUGGCAUGUGUCAGGGCCGAGAACAAUGAAUUCCUAGAAAUUGAAUUCAGGCUUCAUGCUGAGUUCCAACUCAAUACACCUCCAUUACUGCCUUUCUGGUUCACACCAGCACAAUUUUCUGGCCGUCUGAUCAUCAGUAAGGAUGGCAGCCAUAUUGAACAUUUUGAAAUGGAAGUACCGAACAACCAAUCUCUAAAUGUGGAUAUGGAAUGGUUAGUCGGUAAACGCAAGGACGAGGAAAUUGUCGAUGAAAGUGUAAGUAAAGAAGAAGCUAACGAUAAUGACCAAAAUAACAUGGAAGUCGAUAUUGGAUAUAUACCUAAGAUGAAACUUGAAAGUGUGGCUCCAUCUUAUCGCCGUGGCGAUGACGACGCGGUUUCUUCUCCGCCUGCAGAACGUGAAAUAAAAUGGGACAGAGAAAUUACCUAUGAAGAAGCGAGAACCAUUCUGGUAAAGAAAAUGUAUCCAUUCAAAAAGGUGCCAUAUCUCUCGUUCGACGCGGCUUUCAGCAGGGCAAAAGAGGAGAAAAAGUUGGUGCAUUCCAUUUUACUUUGGGGAGCACUUGACGACCAGUCAUGCUGAGGUUCCGGGCGAACUUUACGAGACACAGCUCUCGAAAGUUCGCCCAUUGUAAAGUUGCUGACGUCAAAAUUCGUCAGCACCUGGUCUCUUCUAGAAGAUAUCAAAAGACUGUCAAAGAACCAGUCCGCCACUCCAGAAUUGAAGACGCAAGCUGAACUAGCAAUAGACAGUUAUAGGUUCCCCGUUGAAUCUAUGGUUGCUCUACCAAAUGGAACAGUCUUACAUCGAAUGAACGCCAACGAACUACUUGAAAGCAAUGACGCAGAUGCGAGCAUCCUUCCAGAUAUUCAAGAUGGAAUUAGCGCAAAUUACUACAAGUUUCUCAACGAAGCUCUAUCUAAAGCCCAAUUAUACAUUGAAGUUUGAAGCUGUACG
Messenger RNA from Dendronephthya gigantea, 1858 nucleotides. RefSeq names its product selenoprotein N-like. The record is from RefSeq and is a predicted model, not a curated record. NCBI's taxonomy places the organism in Eukaryota, Metazoa, Cnidaria, Anthozoa, Malacalcyonacea, Nephtheidae. The transcript has 13 exons. Gene Ontology annotation, biological process: calcium ion homeostasis; skeletal muscle fiber development. Gene Ontology annotation, molecular function: calcium ion binding. Gene Ontology annotation, cellular component: endoplasmic reticulum membrane.